Paralichthys olivaceus (Japanese flounder) is the source of this 991-nucleotide messenger RNA. Lineage: Eukaryota; Metazoa; Chordata; Actinopteri; Pleuronectiformes; Paralichthyidae. The record is from RefSeq and is a predicted model, not a curated record.
GUACAUAGACUCAGUGUGUCGUUCUGUUACAUAGAUGCCGGAGAGAAGGGAGGGCAGGUAGCUGGAGGCCAGAAGCAGCGCAUUUCCAUUGCCAGAGCUUUAAUCAGACGUCCUACAGUUCUGAUACUGGAUAACGCCACCAGUGACUUGGACUCAGAGAAUGAAUACCAGGUCCACCAAGCUUUGUUGAACCAAACCAACCACUGCACCGUGCUGCUGAUUUCCAACAAGAUGAGUGUUAUAGAGAAGGCCGAUCAUAUCAUUUUCCUCAGUGAGGGGGUGGUAAAGGAGGAGGGCAGCCAUGAUGAGCUGCUGGAGAAAGACGGCCUUUAUGCUGAUAUGGUGAAGAGGCACAAUAUGGGUUUUCAGCGUUAAGAAGAGGAGAGGAGCGAUGCACAGUCACGAUAGCGUUGGGUCCACAUGCAGCCAGAGAAGUCAAGUUACAGAGGAAUUGCUGGACUUGAAGGUGUCGAAACUCCAGUCACACUUUAACUUUAUUGUUAAACUACGCUUAUUGCAUUGAUAGAGAUUAGUGCCUCCGUGCAGUAGAGGUAGAACCAGAAAUUAUUUCUUCAGGAUUAUACACUCUGACAAAUCAUUCAAUCAUGAGCCACAGAGUGAUUUGGCCCAGUGUCGGUGUGAACGCUACAAAACUCCCAUCUUCUCCAGCGAGAAAGGAUCUACCUGGACGGUGUUAUAUACGUAUAAUAUUAUAUUAUAGUACCAAAGGUGCUUGACACAAGGAGCUGAGGAUUUGUCUGCUUUAUGGAUGAUAGUUUAGGAUCGUAAUGCACUAGAGAUGUUUGUGAUGUUUUAUUUUAUAAUAUUUAGAAGUGUGUUCUUAAAUGUUGUGGCUGUAUAUUUUUUUUUUUAUAUUUGUCAAAUGUUUUAUCCAACUUUUCCCUGUAUUAAUCGUUUGAGUCUUGUAAGUAAAUUAAAAUUAGCGCUUUGUUUGCCUCUCUUGAGUUGUGACAAUAAAUAGUUUCAUCCU